UAAUUUAUAGGGAAAUAAGUAUGCAUACAACCUUGUCAUUUGAGUAUAUAAAAGUCAACGGCAUAUUUUCCAUUGUAGCUAUCUAUCUUAUUUCACCAUGGAUGAAGAAAAGGCACUUCACAUAGUAAUGUUUCCAUGGCUAGCCUUUGGUCACAUGAUCCCAUACCUUGAAGUGGCCAAACUUAUAGCACAAAAGGGUCACCAAGUUAGCUAUGUUUCUACCCCAAGAAACAUACAACGCCUCCCUCAACUACCACCAAACGUUGCUCCUCUCAUCAAAUUUGUGAGUCUUCCAAUGCCUAAAGUUGAUAAUCUUCCAGAAAAUGCAGAGGCCACUACAGAUGUCUCAUGGGAUGUAUUUCAAUACCUUAAAGAUGCAUUUGACAAGCUGGAACAACCUUUGACCAAUUUUCUUGAAUCUUCUGAUGCUGAUUGGAUCUUGCAUGAUUUUGCUCCUUUUUGGUUGGGUCCUGUGGCAACAAAAAUUGGUAUAAAAUGUGUUUUUUUCAACAUUACUACUCCGCCAAAUCUUGCCUUCUUAGGCCCCAUUUCAGUUCUUACGGGUAAAGAGAAAGAUCCUCGAACAAAGCUGGAGGACUACACGGCUCCACCACCGUGGAUUCCAUUUAAUACUACAGUGGCAUACAAAUACUUUGAGAUUAAGAAGAACGCGGAAGUUUUCUCCAAAAAGGACUCAGGUGUUUCUGAAAUGCAUCGUGUUAGUUCUUGUGUUCAAAACUGCGACACCAUUUUGAUUCGUGGUUGUACUGAAUUUGAACCUGAGUGGUUUGAACUCCUCCAAAACCUUCUCCAGAAACCAGUUCUACCUGCCGGUCAACUCCCUAGCACAGGGUUUAACUUUGUUGAUGAAAAUGACACAUGGCAAGGGAUCAAGAAGUGGUUAGACAACCAACCUCAUGGCUCAGUGGUAUAUGUGGCUUUUGGUAGCGAAGCAACACCGAGUCAAGAAGAAGUCAAUGAGAUAGCUUUAGGAUUGGAGAAGUCGAAUCUUCCAUUCUUUUGGGUCCUUAGGGCUCAACAUGGGCGUAAAGACAAGGCGGUGUUACAAUUGCCGGAAGGAUUUGAGGAUCGCACCAAAGGGCGCGGAGUUGUAUGCACUGAUUGGGCUCCGCAAAUGAAGAUAUUAGGGCACAUGGCAAUUGGUGUGUUCUUUUCUCACGCAGGUUGGACAUCAGUGGUGGAAGCAGUUCAAAACGAGAAGCCACUUGUGUUGAUGACAUUUCUUGUAGACCAGGGAAUAAAUGCGAAGGUGUUGGAAGAAAAGAAGAUGGCAUACACGGUGCCUAGAGAUGAGCAAGAUGGGUCAUUCACAAGUGACUCAGUGGCUCGCACAAUUAGACUAGUUAUGCUUGAAGAAGAAGGGAGGAUAUAUAGGGAAAAUAUUAAAGAGGUGAAGGACUUGUUUGUCAAUAUUGAAAGACAAGAUAGAUAUAUUGACAACUUGUUAGACCACCUUAAAAGUCGUUUGGAACGUUGAUCACAAUGCUGAUUUAGAAUUUACCAUUUUCAUAAUUUUAUUAUUACGCAAUAUGUUUUGUUAUGUGCUUUUUUAUUGUGAUUUUGUGAUGUAUUGUGAUUGUUCAACUGUGUUAUAUGUAUGCUAUUUGAAUGCUUGUUGUCAUUGAGUAUUUGAAUGAAAACAGCCUUUUAAACGUGAUUUUUAUAGA
Messenger RNA from Medicago truncatula (barrel medic), 1688 nucleotides. Its product is annotated as UDP-glycosyltransferase 91A1. The coding region runs from base 98 to 1498 and encodes 466 amino acids. The transcript has a single exon. NCBI's taxonomy places the organism in Eukaryota, Viridiplantae, Streptophyta, Magnoliopsida, Fabales, Fabaceae. Gene Ontology annotation, molecular function: UDP-glycosyltransferase activity. The record is from RefSeq and is a predicted model, not a curated record.